Molecule: messenger RNA, 2306 nt
Organism: Haliotis rubra (blacklip abalone)
Lineage: Eukaryota; Metazoa; Mollusca; Gastropoda; Lepetellida; Haliotidae
Product: valacyclovir hydrolase-like
Exons: 12
Coding region: 482-1498 (338 amino acids)
Source: RefSeq, a predicted model, not a curated record
GCACGUGUGAUUUGUAUUCGGGAGAAGGAUAUAUUCACUGGCUGUUUAUCACUUUCAGCUCAGCAAUGGGUACGACGUCUGUUACCACGAAGCUCAAAGACUGCAUUCAGGGAACAGUUCCACCACAAUAUUCGCUCAACAAUGGGUACGACGUCUGUUACCACAAAGCUCAAAGACUGCAUUCAGGAACAGUUCCACCACAAUAUUCGGUUCUAUUCAGUCCGUAGAGUCUCGCUACAAGUCAAGGCAAAUGGAGUGGACUUUCACUGUGAACAAUUUGGAUAUGGGGAUCAUACUGUCCUCUUACUGCCGGGAGCCAUUGGCGGUUCCAUGACGGACUUUAACGGCCAGCUGAGAAGAUGAAUCCAGAAAAGUUCACGAUCUUUGGCUUUGAUCCUCGGGGUUAUGGACGAAGUAUUCCCCUGAGCGUGACUGGCCAGUCAAUUUCCGCCAUCGUGAUGCGGAAGAUGCAGUUGCUGUCAUGAAUACUCUCGGACAAAAGAGGUUUUCUGUGCUUGGCUUCAGCGAUGGUGGAACAAUCGGUUUGAUCCUCGCGGCACAAUACCCAGAACAUGUGCGGAAGCUGGUUGUAUGGGGAGCCAACGCCUACCUUACCGAAGAGAUCAUCGAGAAACACCGAGCUCAGCAAUGGGUACGACGUCUGUUACCACGAAGCUCAAAGACUGCAUUCAAGGAACAGUUCCACCACAAUGUUCGGUUCUAUUCAGUCCGUAGAGUCUCGCUACAAGUCAAGGCAAAUGGAGUGGACUUUCACUGUGAACAAUUUGGAUAUGGGGAUCAUACUGUCCUCUUACUGCCAGGAGCCAUUGGCGGUUCCAUGACGGACUUUAACUGCCAGCUGGAGAAGAUGAAUCCUGAAAAGUUCACGAUAUUUGGCUUUGAUCCUCGUGGUUAUGGACGAAGUAUUCCCCCUGAGCGUGACUGGCCAAUCAAUUUCCGCCAUCGUGAUGCAGAAGAUGCAGUUGCUGUCAUGAAUACUCUCGGGCAAAAGAAGUUUUCUGUGCUUGGCUGGAGCGAUGGUGGAAUAACUGGUUUGCUCCUUGCCUCACAAUACCCAGAACUGGUGCAGAAGCUGGUUGUAUGGGGAACCAAUGCCUACAUUACCGACAAGGACAUGAAGAUGUACCAAGCUGUAGAAGACAUUGACCAGUGGAGUGCCAGGAUGAAGGAACCAUUUAUCCAGGUGUACGGGGAGAAGUACUUCCGGGUUCAGUGGAGCAACUGGGUCAAGGCAUACAGUAGAUACUACACACACAAUAAAGGUGACAUCUGCAAGGCGGAACUGAAGAAAAUCACGUGUCCAACAUUCAUCAUCCACGGCAUGAAGGACCCCAUGGUGGUGGCAGAACAUCCUGUGUAUCUCAACAAACAUAUACAGAACUCAAGGUUGCACAACAUGCCGGAGGGAAAGCACAACAUUCAUCUGAGAUAUGCUGACGAAUUCAACAAGAUGGUGGAAGACUUUCUCUUGGAAUGAGGAUGUACAGACUUGAUAAAGCUUUCAUUACAAAUCUAACAUUCAGAAUAAUUGCGUCCAUCUUUGCUUAUUGACCAAGAGAAUAUUUAAAGUAGUACUACUGUACUUGGAUAUUUUCUUCAUUUCCUAUCAACUCAAUCAUCAAAUGAUUGCGAAAAACAAAAGAAAUGUUUCAAAAGAACUUAAACAUGCCAAAUGAUUUAUGUCAGUAAACAGUUGUCCUGAUGGAUAUUUCUGGAUUAUAUUCAGUCAGUGUAUGUAUUCAGAACUGGUCACAACACAAUCGGCAUGCACAAAUGAAAGUUCACUUUGUCCACACCAUUACAGCUUACACUGUAUACAGUUCAGUUCAUCAGUCUUUGUUAUUCAUGUCCAGUGAGACGGUCAAUCAGGGUACCAAAUAGUUUCCAAAUUUUGCUAGCCAGUCAGGCUAGCUAUGCCUGAAAGUUACUAGCCAAAAAAUAAUUCACUAGUCUGAAAUUUGAAUGUAGACAGGGGUUUCAUCAUUAAGCUGCUAAUAUGAAGAACAUUUUUAUCAGGCCAUAAUCUCAUGACCCCAUGAAAAUUAACUAGCCAGUCAGACCAGUGACUAUGGAGAUUUACUGGCCUGCCUGGAAUUUUACUAGCCACGGGCUAGCAGGCCAGUGGCUAUUUCACACACUGCGGUCAAUGAUGUAUGUCAUGUCUGGUACAUGUCUUUAUGUUGAACUUUAUGUGCAAUGAAUGAUACCUGGUUUACUGAUGAAAUAACAUCAAAACGAUUGUGCCUUAACAUGCAAACUAUUUAAUAAACAGGUUAUUUUUUUUA